AACACCCGCCUAACAUCAUUAGCCAGCAAGCUAGGCUAACUAACGUUAGCUAGCUAGUUUUGGGGGCCAUUGCGCCUCCUAAUUUGUUCAGCCGUUAUCUGUUUUCCUUUUGUUGCCUGGACUGUCCAGCUUCUCAUUGUCGUGUUUUCAUUGAACGGAGGAGCUUAGGGGACCGGAGCUGUGGGGGGCCCGCGGACAAACCCCCUGGGCGUCCAGGCGGACGGAACACGUAGACACACGGGCCGUGGGUGAGUUUACACUGAGCGAGUUUAUAGCGAGGGAAGCGGAUGGGCAAGGCCGUGGACCCAUGGUCAGGCAGGGCCCCGACAACAGGGAGGGGAGUGGACCAUUAGUUAAAUAGCUAACUAUGAUGCCUGUUAGGCAACUAAAUAAUUUUCCUAUGUGUUGAAUCGUGAAGUUGUGUGGCUUUGAAUGAGGCCUCGAGAGGAUAUGAAAACACAAUCGUUCGUUUUUAGGUAGCUAGCUAGGUAGUUAGCGUGUUGGCUAACGCGAGUUAGUAAACCAACCUGCUUAACGUUAGAUUAGCGAAAUAUAACUAUAAUGUUGUCCGAAAUCUUGGUACAAGAAAUAAGGUACUGUAUCGGUGGUUGCUAGCGAAUGUAAUUUUGGCUGACUUUGUUGUAUGCACUUGAUAGUGUUUAUGUGGCCACACCUGAGUUGAUCGUUGGGGCCAGGCAGUCUUUUGACUGAAUGUGUUCUACAAUGCAUUUGAAUUGUAGGCAUGUCAUUGUCAACAUCUAGCUCUGUAGAUUGUUAGUGGAUUUUGAGUGUUCGGUGACACUGGAUAGAUAUUGGGCAGAAAUGGACAGUGGGUUUGGGUGGAGUAAAUAACACAGGUCAAAUCAUCAUAUUCAAAAACAUUAAGUGAAACCUCAGAUAGACAUGCAUCAUUCUACUUACAACUGUAUUUUUACUGUAUUGUGGAGAUAGUGCUUGUUGAAAAUACCCCAAUGGGCAAUAAUUGGAAAAAUCCAUCUCCAUUAACUAAAUAUCAUAAAGAAGACAUAGAGUAGGAGCUAGGUGUGUAAUGAAUGGCCAAUGUCCUGCUUCAGAUAUAGGGAACUGUGUUUGUUUAUUUUUAGCUGGUUUUCAUGGUCUGUUAUUAGAAUCUUCCCCACUGUUCAAAACUACAAUUCCCCCAGUAUAUUAGCCAAUAAAGCUUUGGGCAUUAGCCUAUCUCUCAAAGAAUGUCCAUGAUUUCAAAAUAUACAGCCAACUUCUUCAUUUAUAAUUCUGUGGCAGCAAUAACUUUUUUGUUGUUGUUGUGAAAAACUUGUCUGAAAAGGGUGGGGCUGGGACUGAUGGUCUCAAUAUUAUUUAUUAUCAUCAGUCCAUGAUAAUUUACUCUAAUACACUAUGGAAAUGUGGAAAGGUUGUUUCCCAAUUUAACAGCCAUCCAUGUGAUCAUGAAUAUGAGUUCUGUGGAUAACUUUGUGGUUUUUCAUAAAACCUUUCUGGCUUCUCUCUUUCCAUCUGUCAAGGAGUAAAUAAGGAGGAGCCAUGGCCGAAAUCUCCGCCCUAAUCCCAUCACCUCCAGCUAUAGGUGACACACAUGCUGCCCCCUCCUUCCCCAUACCCUCUACUGCCCCCCCUCCUCCCAGCAGCACCGCCCCAGAGCCCCCUAAGGAGAGCCCCAUCCCCAAGUCCUCUCUGUACGGUGACAAAGCUUCUCUGACAUUAACUGUACCAGGAGAGACGCUCCCUUCUCACCCGUCUCCCAAGAGAGGGGGGAGAGGACCUCCCCCGAGUCCCCCCAAACGCGUCUCAUCAGCGUUAACUCCAGAGACUCCAGUGCCCCCACCUCUAAUACCCCCAGAGAGCCCUGCUCCCCUGCCUGAAGUUACUUCAGACAGUCCUGCCCCCUUACCUGUAGUAGCCCUAGAUACUCCUGCCAUCCCACCUGUAGAUGUAGCAUUGCGGCAGAGUGAGGGAAUGAAGGAGACAGACAUGGCGGCAGGGGCCAGCCCAGUGUUGGCUGUAAAGCAGGAAGUGAGUAACCCAGGGGGCAAGGAGCUGUUAAAUGCCCCCUCAGAGGGCCCUGCACAGGCCCACAGUGAGCAAGAGGUACAGGGGGUAACACAGCAGACUACCAGCCACUUCUCUGAUCUUAAUCUCCCACCUAAUCUCUACCCCAGAGUUCAUGUCACUGUGAACACUAAUCCUGCUACUGAUUAUGCUCAGCCUCAGUCUAUAGUGGACACUCCCCCUCCUCCUCCUGCCCCCACUUACACUCCCCCUCCUCCAGACUCCACCCAAACAGCAGCAGCUGCAGCCCCUGAAGCACAAAAUCCUCAGCCACCAGAAGAAAGCCAUAACCCUCACCCUAACCCUCAACCCCCUCCCAAACUGGACACCCCCAGCCUGUCUCCCAUACCUGAGACCUCCAGCCAAUCUCCCAGAAGGGCAGAGCUACCCAGCACCCCCUCCAGAGCAGGGCACCCCAGUCCUCCAGUGAUCCAGGAGCCUGUCUCCCUCUCCCUGCCCUACCCCAGAGCCCCAGCUCCAGACACCCUCAGCUACCUGGAGUCAGCCAGCAUGAUGUCAGGGACCCUGGAGUCUCUGUCUGGCCUGGGGGAGGAUGGAAGCUCUAUCGGGUCCGACUCCGAGAUCAACGGCCUGGCUGUCAGACGCACUGACAAAUAUGGCUUCCUCGGCGGGACCCAGUACAGCGAGGGCAGGUGGGCAUGGUAAAACAAAAACACACCCUCACUCUAUGCACACACAGAUGUAAAAUACAUGUCUAUUGUGUCUUCACUCUGGCUGUAGAUGGCAAUUACUCUGGUUUGUUCUGUCUCUUUUAAUCAAAUCAGUUUUUAUUUCUCACAUGAGCCGAAUACAACAGGUGUAGACUUUACCGUGAAAUGCUUACUUUCUAGCCCUUAACCAACAAUGCAGAGUAAAAAAAAAAAAAAGUAAGAAACAUUUGCUAAAUAAACUAAAGGAAAAAUAGUAACACAAUAAAAUAACUAUAAUGAGGCUAUAUACAAGGGGUACCGGUACCAAGUCAAUGUGCAGGGGUACGAGGUAGUUGAGGUAAUUGAGGGAAUACAGUGGGGAAAAAGUAUUUAGUCAGCCACCAAUUGUGCAAGUUCUCCCACUUAAAAAGAUGAGGCCUGUAAUUUUCAUCAUAGGUACACGUCAACCAUGACAGACAAAAUGAGAAGAAAAAAUCCAGAAAAUCACAUUGUAGGAUUUUUAAUUAAUUUAUUUGCAAAUUAUGGUGGAAAAUAAGUAUUUGGUCAAUAACAAAAGUUUCUCAAUACUUUGUUAUAUACCCUUUGUUGGCAAUGACACAGGUCAAACGUUUUCUGUAAGUCUUCACAAGGUUUUCACACACUGUUGCUGGUAUUUUGGCCCAUUCCUCCAUGCAGCUCUCCUCUAGAGCAGUGAUGUUUUGGGGCUGUCGCUGGGCAACAGACUUUCAACUCCCUCCAAAGAUUUUCUAUGGGGUUGAGAUCUGGAGACUGGCUAGGCCACUCCAGGACCUUGAAAUGCUUCUUACGAAGCCACUCCUUCGUUGCCCGGGCGGUGUGUUUGGGAUCAUUGUCAUGCUGAAAGACCCAGCCACGUUUCAUCUUCAAUGCCCUUGCUGAUGGAAGGAGGUUUUCACUCAAAAUCUCACGAUACAUGGCCCCAUUCAUUCUUUCCUUUACACGGAUCAGUCGUCCUGGUCCCUUUGCAGAAAAACAGCCCCAAAGCAUGAUGUUUCCACCCCCAUGCUUCACAGUAGGUAUGGUGUUCUUUGGAUGCAACUCAGCAUUCUUUGUCCUCCAAACACGACGAGUUGAGUUUAUACCAAAAAGUUCUAUUUUGGUUUAAUCUGAUCAUAUGACAUUCUCCCAAUCCUCUUCUGGAUCAUCCAAAUGCACUCUAGCAAACUUCAGACGGACCUGGACAUGUACUGGCUUAAGCAGGGGGACACGUCUGGCACUGCAGGAUUUGAGUCCCUGGCGGCGUAGUGUGUUACUGAUGGUAGGCUUUGUUACUUUGGUCCCAGCUCUCUGCAGGUCAUUCACUAGGUCCCCCCGUGUGGUUCUGGGAUUUUUGCUCACCGUUCUUGUGAUCAUUUUGACCCCACGGGGUGAGAUCUUGCGAGAUUACCAGAUCGAGGGAGAUUAUCAGUGGUCUUGUAUGUCUUCCAUUUCCUAAUAAUUGCUCCCACAGUUGAUUUCUUCAAACCAAGCUGCUUACCUAUUGCAGAUUCAGUCUUCCCAGCCUGGUGCAGGUCCACAAUUUUGUUUCUGGUGUCCUUUGACAGCUCUUUGGUCUUGGCCAUAGUGGAGUUUGGAGUGUGACUGUUUGAGGUUGUGGACAGGUGUCUUUUUUACUGAUAACAAGUUCAAACAGGUGCCAUUAAUACAGGUAACGAGUGGAGGACAGAGGAGCCUCUUAAAGAGGAAGUUACAGGUCUGUGAGAGCCAGAAAUCUUGCUUGUUUGUAGGUGACCAAAUACUUAUUUUCCACCAUAAUUUGCAAGUAAAUUAAUUAAAAAUCCUACAAUUUGAUUUUCUGGAUUUUUUUUUCUCAUUUUGUCUGUCAUAGUUGACGUGUACCUAUGAUGAAAAUUACAGGCCUCUCUCAUCUUUUUAAGUGGGAGAACUUGCACAAUUGGUGGCUGACUAAAUACUUUUUUCCCCCACUGUAUGUACAUGUAGGUAGGGGUAAAGUGACUAUGCAUAGAUAAUAAACAGAGAGUAGCAGCAGCAUAUGUGUGUGUGUGGCGUAAAUAUGCGUGUGUGUGUUGGAGUGUCAGUGUAAUAUGUGAGAGUGUGUGGUUAGAGUCCAGUGAGUGUACAUCGAGCCUGUGCAAGAGAGUCAGUGCAAAAAAGUAUCAUUAAAAAAAGGGGGUCAAUGCAAAUAGUCCGGGUAGCCAUUUGAUUAACUGUUCAGCAGUCUUAUGGCUUGGGGGUAGAAGCUGUUAAGAAGCCUUUUGGUCCCAGACUUGGCGCUCCGAUACCGCUUGCCGUGCCGUAGCAGAGAGAAGUCUAUUACUUAGGUGGCUGGAGUCUUUGAAAAUCAACCGUCUUUCCUGGCUUGGUCAUCUUCUCCGAGUCACCCAGCUUGCCCUAAGUGAUCUCUCCCUCCCCACCCUUUCUGUCCAGUCCUCCCUAUCUCCACUCUAAAUGUAUCGGUCUGUCCUUCAUCUCUUCUUAGUGUGACUCAGAUAGAUAGUGCUGAGAGUGCUUUUGUGACACAAUAUGUACUGACUGUGCCUCGCCCAGCCACCCAUUUCCCUCUCUCCUUCUAGAGAACGUAUCUUGCCCCUACCCUUGGACCGUCUCUCUAAGUGCACUUCCUCUUCUGUUUUAUGUUUUAUUGAUUUAGUUUGGUAUUGAUUAAGCCUGUUCCCCUUCAGUGUCAUUAUCAAAGGGUGUCUGUGUGUGAGAGAGUAGUGUAGGACAGAAAUAUUGUAAAUAUAAUAUAAAUCUGUAGAUGAGUAUUCCUAUUAAAGAAGCUCAGGUCGCACAGUUUCCAUUUAAAAUAACUCUUGCUCCUAUUUGGAAUCUACUGAAUGAACAUGACCCUGCCAGUCUUAGGAUAUCCAUAUUUAGAUAACCGUUUUUUUCUGGAUAAAAAAAUGUGCUUACGACUUCUCCAUGGUGCUGAGAGACAUUUUUGCUGUUUUAAAGCGAAUUCCCUGAAAUUCUGCACAUUUUGCCAUUGAGUGGAGAGAAAAUGUUGCAGUUUUAAAGCUGAUUUCCUGCUAAUCAUUCUACAUAUUCUGCCAUGGAGCUGAGAUAUAGCUAAUUUCCUGCAAAUAUAUGCAAUUUGCCAUUGCUAAUGCUGUGUUCUUUUGCUCAAACGUAACAACAACAUUUAUUGUUUUUGAAAUAGUUUUAGUGUUUAUUUUGGUGAUGUUAGUUCUCACAGAUUAUAUGAUUUAAAAAAAAUAUAGGUCCAUUAUCUUUUCUACAUACUUUGUAGCAGUAUUGUUAGAGAGGGGUAAAGAUAAAGAUGUUGUUCUGCGCCAGGCAGGUAGUAACCCUGCCAAAAGGAAAAGCGUAGGAUAGAUAGAGUACUGCUUCCAGACACACACACAUCAGCAGAAGAGACUGUCUAGAGUGUAGCCUGUUUGCCAGAUAGCCAGUGGAGAGAGAAAAGAUAAGACCCACCAUAUAAAACACGUCACAGCACAGGGGUAACCCAACCAAUAAUACCUCAUACAUUAAUAAUGGCAGGGCGAUUUAAAGGCAACUUCAUAGAAACAAUUGACAAGAAAGAACCAAGUCAUCAACAUUAGAGGAUUUGCAAUAUUCUGUAUUACCUCCCAGUGGAGAAGUGGGGGGGGGAUGAAUGUGUGUGUGUUCAUAGACAAUACAAAGAAGGCCUUAAAAUGUCCAAAAUCUUCUCUGCCAAAUGUAAAUAGUCCCACACAAAAUUAAUACAGUUCAAUAAACAAUAACUCACGCAAACUCCCUUUCACUAAAAUGUCACACCAAAUACGACUGGCAGGGGACUAAUAGUCCAACGACACUGAACAUCAAAAGGAGCGCAUAGGGAAAAAAGAAAGUCUGCUGCAGUGAAAAGCACUGGAGCGAUAGAGGGGGGUCUUAGCUGUUGACUUCAGGCUUGCAGUUGCACUGUCUGUCCAUCUGAUACACCUGUUGGUUUGUUUUUCAAAGAUUUGCAACAAUGUUGCUACUACUCCAUGCAAACAAUGACAGGAGCGGUCCCAAAAGAUUACAACCACGACCUAGAGCAGUAACACCGGCGAUUGACUUAAACACUUUACAACUAAGCACGCUGAAAAUUAACAAGACUUCUGCAGAGUUGCACACACUGUCAAACUGCCGCGCCAACCGAGAGCUCUCCACAGAGCGCUGGAAGAGCUGUCUUUAUUUCCUCCCUCCUGACUGCUGAUGCGCUCUUAAAGUGCACGGUGAAGGCUCCGUGCAGGAUUUUGCCCCCCAUGAAAAAACUCAGCCAAAAUAAAUGCUUCACAGAGUUCAAGUCACAGACACAUCUCAACGUCAACUGUUCAGAGGGGACUGUGUGAAGCAGGCCUUCAUGGUCGAAUUGCUGCAAAGAAACCACUACUAAAGGACACCAAUAAGAAGAAGAGACCUGCUUGGGCCAAGAAACAUGAGCAAUGGACAUUAGACCGGUGGAAAUGUGUGUCUUUGUGAGACGCGGUGUGGGUGAACGGAUGAUCUCUGCAUGUGUAUUUCCCACUGUAAAGCAUGGAGGAGGUGGUGAUGGAGGCUGUUUGUAAGGGCUAUUUGACCAAGAAGGAGAGUGAUGGAGUGCUGCAUCAGAUGACCUGGCCUCCACAAUCCCCCGACCUCAACCCAAUUGAGAUGGUUUGGGGUGAGUCGGAUGGCAGAGUGAAGGAAAAGCAGCCAACAAGUGCUAAGCAUAUGUGGGAACUCCUUCAAGACUGUUGGAAAAGCAUUCCAGGUGAAGCUGGUUGAGAGAAUGCCAAGAGUGUGCAAUGCUGUCAUCAAGGCAAAGGGCGGCUAUUUGAAGAAUCUCAAAUAUAAAAUAGACUUUGAUUUGUUUAACACUUUUUGGGUUACUACAUGAUUCCAAAUGUGUUAAUUCAUAGUUUUGAUGUCUUCACUAUUAUUCUACAAUGUAAAAAAUAAAUGCUAUGAAGCCCCUAAAUAAGAUCUGGUGCAACCAAUUACCUUCAAAGUCACAUAAUUAGUUAAAUAAAGUCCACCUGUGUGAAAUCUAAGUGUCACAUGAUCUGUCACAUGAUCUCAGUAUAUAUACACACCUGUUCUGAAAGGCCCCAGAGCCUGCAACACCACUAAGCAAGGGACACCACCAAGCAAGCAUCACCAUGAAGACCAAGGAGCUCUCCAAACACUUCAGGGACAAAGUUGUGGAGAAGUACAGAUCAGGGUUCGGUUAUAAUUUUUUUUAUCAGAAACUUUGAACAUCCUACAAAGCACCAUUAAAUCCAUUAUUAAAAAAUGGAAAGAAUAAUGCACCACAACAAACCUGCCAAGAGAGGGCCGCCCACCAAAACUCACGGACCAGGCAAGGAGGGCAUUACUCAAAGAGGCAACAAAGACACCAAAGAUAACCCUGAAGGAGCUGCAAAGCUCCACAGCGGAGAUUGGAGUAUCUGUCCGUAGGACCACUUUAAGCCGUACACUCCACAGAGCUGGGCUUUACGGAAGAGUGGCCAGAAAAAAGCCGUUGCUUAAAGAAAAAAAUAAGCAAAGAUGUUUGGUGUUCGCCAAAAGGCAUGUGGGAGACUCCCCAAACAUAUGGAAGAAGGUACUCUGGUCAGAUGAGACUAAAAUUUAGCUUUUUGGGGGGGAUUAAUUAUGCAUGCUCAAGUUCUGUUUUUUUGUCUUAUUUCUUGUUUGUUUCACAAUAAAAAAUAUUUUGUGUCUUCAAAGUGGUAGGCAUGUUGUGUAAAUCAAAUGAUACAAACCCCCCAAAAAUUAUUUUUAAUUCCAGGUUGUAAGGCAACAAAAUAGGAAAAAUGCCAAGGGGGUUGAAUACUUUUACAAGCCACUGUGUGUGUGUAUAUAUAUAUAUAUAUAUAUCUCAGUUGAAGUCGGAAGUUUACAUACACUUAGGUUGGAGUCAUUAAAACUCGUUUUUCAACCACUCCACAAAUUUCUUGUUAACAAACUAUAGUUUUGGCAAGUCGGUUAGUACAUCUAUUUUGGGCAUGACACAAGUCAUUUUUCCAACAAUUGUCUACAGACAGAUUAUUUCACCUAUAAUUCACUCUAUCACAAUUCAAGUGGGUCAGAAGUUUACAUACACUAAGUUGACUGUGCCUUUAAACAGCUUGGAAAAUUCCUGAAAAUGAUGUCAUGGCUUUAGAAGCUUCUGAUAGGCUAAUUGACAUCAUUUAAGUCAAUUGGAGGUGUACCUGUGGAUGUAUUUCAAGGCAUACCUUCAAAGUCAGUGCCUCUUUGCGUGACAUCAUGGGAAAAUCAAAAGAAAUCAGCCAAGACCUCAGAUAGAACAAUUGUAGACCUCCACAAGUCUGGUUCAUCCUUGGGAGCAAUUUCCAAACACCUGAAGGUACCACGUUCAUCUGUACAAACAAUAGUACGCAAGUAUAAACACCAUGAUGGGACCAUGCAGUCGUCAUACUGCUCAGGAAGGAGACGCGUUCUGUCUCCUAGAGAUGAACGUACUUUGGUGCAAAAAGUGCAAAUCAAUCCCAGAACAACAACAAAGGAUCUUGUGAAGAUGCUGGAGGAAACAGGUACAAAAGUAUCUACAGUGGGGAGAACAAGUAUUUGAUACACUGCCGAUUUUGCAGGUUUUCCUACUUACAAAGCAUGUAGAGGUCUGUAAUUUUUAUCAUAGGUACACUUCAACUGUGAGAGACGGAAUCUAAAACAAAAAUCCAGAAAAUCACAUUGUAUGAUUUUUAAGUUAUUAAUUUGCAUUUUAUUGCAUGACAUAAGUAUUUGAUACAUCAGAAAAGCAGAACUUAAUAUUUGGUACAGAAACCUUUGUUUGCAAUUACAGAGAUCAUACAUUUCCUGUAGGUCUUGACCAGGUUUGCACACACUGCAGCAGGGAUUUUGGCCCACUCCUCCAUACAGACCUCCUCAAGAUCCUUCAGGUUUCGGGGCUGUCGCUGGGCAAUACAGACUUUCAGCUCCCUCCAAAGAUUUUCUAUUGGGGUCAGGUCUGGAGAUUGGCUAGGCCACUCCAGGACCUUGAGAUGCUUCUUACGGAGCCACUCCUUAGUUGCCCUGGCUGUGUGUUUCGGGUCGUUGUCAUGCUGGAAGACCCAGCCACGACCCAUCUUCAAUGCUCUUACUGAGGGAAGGAGGUUGUUGGCCAAGAUCUCGCGAUACAUGGCCCCAUCCAUCCUCCCCUCAAUACGGUGCAGUCGUCCUGUCCCCUUUGCAGAAAAGCAUCCCCAAAGAAUGAUGUUUCCACCUCCAUGCAUCACGGUUGGGAUGGUGUUCUUGGGGUUGUACUCAUCCUUCUUCUUCCUCCAAACACGGCGAGUGGAGUUUAGACCAAAAAGCUCUAUUUUUGUCUCAUCAGACCACAUGACCUUCUCCCAUUCCUCCUCUGGAUCAUCCAGAUGGUCAUUGGCAAACUUCAGACGGGCCUGGACAUGCGCUGGCUUGAGCAGGGGGACCUUGCGUGCGCUGCAGGAUUUUAAUCCAUGACGGCGUAGUGUGUUACUAAUGGUUUUCUUUGAGACUGUGGUCCCAGCUCUCUUCAGGUCAUUGACCAGGUCCUGCCAUGUAGUUCUGGGCUGAUCCCUCACCUUCCUCAUGAUCACUGAUGCCCCACGAGGUGAGAUCUUGCAUGGAGCCCCAGACCGAGGGUGAUUGACCGUCAUCUUGAACUUCUUCCAUUUUCUAAUAAUUGCGCCAACAGUUGUUGCCUUCUCACCAAGCUGCUUGCCUAUUGUCCUGUAGCCCAUCCCAGUCUUGUGGUCUACAAUUUCAUCACUGAUGUCAUAACACAGCUCUCUGGUCUUGGCCAUUGUGGAGUGGUUGGAGUCUGUUUGAUUGAGUGUGUGGACAGGUGUCUUUUAUACAGGUAAUGAGUGGAGAACAGGAGGGCUUCUUAAAGAAAAACUAACAGCUCUGUGAGAGCUGGAAUUUUUACUGGUUGGUAGGUGAUCAAAUACUUAUGUCAAGCAAUAAAAUGCAAAUUAAUAACUUAAAAAUCAUACAAUGUGAUUUUCUGGAUUUUUGUUUUAGAUUCCGUCUCUCACAGUUGAAGUGUACCUAUGAUAAAAAUUACAGACCUCUACAUGCAUUGUAAGUAGCAAAACCUGCAAAAUCGGCAGUGUAUCAAAUACUUGUUCUCCCCACUGUAUAUCCACAGUAAAAAUGAGUCCUAUAUCGACAUAACCUGAAAGGCCGCUCAGCAAGGAAGAAGCCACUGCUCAAAAACCGCCAUUAAAAAAGCCAGACUACGGUUUGCAACUGCACAUGGGGACAAAGAUCGUACUUUUUGGAGAAAUGUCCUCUGGUCUGAUGAAACAAAAAUAGAACUGUUUGGCCAUAAUGACCAUCGUUAUGUUUGGAGGAAAAAGGGGGUUGCUUGCAAGCCGAAGAACACCAUCCCAACCGUGAAGCACGGGGGUGGCAGCAUCAUGCUGUGGGGGUGCUUUGCUGCAGGAGGGACUGGUGCACUUCACAAAAUAGAUGGCAUUAUGAGGAAGGAAAAUGAUGUGGAUAUAUUGAAGCAAGAGCUCAAGACAUCAGUCAGGAAGUUAAAGCUUGGUCGCAAAUGGGUCUUCCAAAUGGACAAUGACCCCAAGCAUACUUCCAAAAUGGCUUAAGGACAACAAAGUAAAGGUAUUGGAGUGGCCAUCACAAAGCCCUGACCUCAAUCCUAUAGAGAAUUUGUGGGCAGAACUGAAAAAGCAUGUGCUAGCAAGGAGGCCUACAAACCUGACUCAGUUACACCAGCUGUGUCAGGAGGAAUGGGCCAAAAUUCACCCAACUUUUUGUGGGAAGCUUGUGGAAGGCUACCCGAAACGUUUGACCCAAGUUAAACAAUUUAAAGGCAAUGCUACCAAAUACUAAUUGAGUGUAUGUAGUCUUCUGACCCACUGGGAAUGUGAUGAAUGAAAGAAAAGCUGAAAUAAAUCAUUCUCUCUACUAUUAUUCUGACAUUUCACAUUCUAAAAAUAAAGUGGUGAUCCUAACUGACCUAAAACAGGGACUUUUUACUAGGAUUAAAUGUCAGCAAUUGUGAAAAACUGAGUUUAAAUGUAUUUGGCUAAGGUCUAUGUAAACUUCCGACUUAAACUCUCUCUCUCUAUAUACAGUGAGGGGAAAAAAGUAUUUGAUCCCCUGCUGAUUUUGUACGUUUUCCCACUGACAAAGAAAUGAUCAGUGUAUAAUUUUAAUGGUAGGUUUAUUUGAACAGUGAGAGACAGAAUGACAACAAAAAAAUCCAGAAAGACCAUGUCAAAAAUGUUAUGAAUUGAUUUGCAUUUUAAUGAGGGAAACAAGUAUUUGACCCUCUGCAAAACAUGACUUAGUACUUGGUUGCAAAACCCUUGUUGGCAAUCACAGAGGUCAGAUGUUUCUUGUAGUUGGCCAUCAGGUUUGUACACAUCUCAGGAGGGAUUUUGUCCCACUCCUCUUUGCAGAUCUUCUCCAAGUCAUUAAGGUUUCGAGGCUGACGUUUGGCAACUCGAACCUUCAGCUCCCUCCACAGAUUUUCUAUGGGAUUAAGGUCUGGAGACUGGCUAGGCCACUCCAGGACCUUAAUGUGCUUCUUCUUGAGCCACUCCUUUGUUGCCUUGGCUGUGUACUUUGGGUCAUUGUCAUGCUGGAAUACCCAUCCAUGACCCAUUUUCAAUGCCCUGGUUGAGGGAAGGAGGUUCUCACCCAAGAUUUGACUGUACAUGGCCCCGUCCAUCGUCCCUUUCAUGCGGUGAAGUUGUCCUGUCCCCUUAGCAGAAAAACACCCCCAAAGCAUUAAGUUUCCACCUCCAUGUUUGACUGUGGGGAUGGUGUUCUUAGGGUCAUAGGCAGCAUUCCUCCUCCUCCAAACAUGGCGAGUUGAGUUGAUGCCAAAGAGAUCAAUUUUGGUCUCAUCUGACCACAACGCUUUCAUCCAGUUCUCCUCUGAAUCAUUCAGAUGUUCAUUGGCAAACUUCAGACGGGCCUGUAUAUGUGCUUUCUUGAGCAGGGGGACCUUGCGGGCGCUGCAGGACUUCAGUCCUUCACGGCGUAGUGUGUUACCAAUUGUUUUCUUGGUGACUAUGGUCCCAGCUGCCUUGUGAUCAUUGACAAGAUCCUCCCGUGUAGUUCUGGGCUGAUUCCUCACCGUUCUCAUGAGCAUUGCAACUCCACGAGGUGAGAUCUUGCAUGGAGCCCCAUGCCGAGGGAGAUUGACAGUUAUUUUGUGUUUCUUCCAUUUGCGAAUAAUCGCACCAACUGUUGUCACCUUCUCACCAAGCUGCAUGGUGAUGGUCUUGUAGCCCAUUCCAGCCUUGUGUAGGUCUACAAUCUUGUCCCUGACAUCCUUGGAGAGCUCUUUGGUCUUGGCCAUGGUGGAGAGUUUGGAAUCUGAUUGAUUGAUUGGUUCUGUGGACAGGUGUCUUUUAUACAGGUAACAAGCUGAGAUUAGGAGCACUCCCUUUACGAGUGUGCUCCUAAUCUCAGCUCGUUACCUGUAUAAAAGACACCUGGGAGCCAGAAAUCUUUCUGAUUGAGAGGGGGUCAAAUACUUAUUUCCCUCAUUAAAAUGCAAAAUCAAUUUAUGACAUUUUUGAUAUGCGUUUUUCUGGAAUUUUUUUGUUGUUAUUCUGUCUCUCACUGUUCAAAUAAACCUACCAUUAAAAUUAUAGACUGAUCAUUUCUUUGUCAGUGGGCAAACGUACAAAAUCAGCAGGGGAUCAAAUACUUUUUUCCCUCACUCAAAAAAAUUAAGGGAACACUAAAAUAACACCUCCUAGAUCUGAAUGAAUGAAAUAAUCUUAUUAAAUACUUUUUUCUUUACAUAGUUGAAUGUGCUGACAACAAAAUCACACAAUAAUUAUCAAUGGAAAUCAAAUUUAUCAACCCAUGGAGGUCUGGAUUUGGAGUCACCCUCACAAUUCAAGUGGAAAACCACACUACAGGCUGAUCCAACUUUGAUGUAAUGUCCUUAAAACAAGUCAAAAUGAGGCUCAGUAGUGUGUGGCCUCCACGUGCCUCCCUACAACGCCUGGGCAUGCUCCUGAUGAGGUGGCAGAUGGUCUCCUGAGGGAUCUCCUCCCAGACCUGGACUAAAGCAUCCGCCAACUCCUGGACCGUCUGUGGUGCAACGUGGCGUUGGUGGAUGGAGCGAGACAUGAUGUCCCAGAUUUGCUCAAUUGGAUUCAGGGCUGGGGAACGGGCGGGCCAGUCCAUAGCAUCAAUGCCUUCCUCUUGCAGGAACUGCUGACACACUCCAGCCAGUCAAUACUUUGUAGAGCCACCUUUUGCAGCAAUUAUAGCUGCAAGUCUCCGCUGAAGGAUUUCAAUGGCUGAAAAAUCCCUGGAUAGCAAUCAAUAUCAUAAUUACUAACUACCAAUCAUAAAUAAAACAAUCGUCGAAAUAAGCCCUAUAAUAAAUAAGGAAACCUUAAGUGUCUUACAUGCCCAGCAUAGUUGGCAUGCGUGUGUGUCUUGGUGUUUAUGUUGUUAACUCUUUCUCCAUGUGUUACAGUGAUAAGGACAUCAGAGUUGAUGUAGCACGGCAGAGAGAGAUGAAAUGGCUGGACAUGUUCAACAAUUGGGACAAAUGGGUCUCAAGACGCUUCCAAAAGGUACUUACCUACAUCUGUCUAUGUAUGGUAUGAAUGGUGUAUCUGUGUAUAAAUGUGUAUGUCAUAACAUAACAAGUGUGUGUGUUUGUUCCAGGUGAAGUUGCGCUGUAGGAAGGGGAUCCCCUCCUCUCUCAGGGCUAAAGCCUGGCAGCUGCUCUCCAACAGCAAGGAGCUCCUGGACUCCAACCCCGGCAAGUUUGAGGUACUGCCGCUAACCCACACCCUUUCUCUCUUCAUACUUUCACUAUGCGAAACAUGUCUAUUGUGAAGCACACACUCAAAGACAAACUCUGUCUAUGUACUCUUCACCCAUUCAAAUCUGAGGCCAUCAUUCCUACAACCUCUAUUUACGGUCAUUGUAGUCAAAAUGUCAUUGUAAUCAAAAUAACAGAUUUGAAUACAGAAGUUCUUCAGUGAACUCUAGGUAGUUCAAACUAACUGGAACAGAAGUUCAUGCGAUGGGAAGGAGCUGUGGCUCGUUAGACCAAUUAGAGCUCCAGGGGUGUUUAUUAGGGGGUGCAGAGACCUCCCCAGCUCUAAGCCUCUUAUCCUGGGCAGUGUUCCAGCCUGGCUGGGGGUCUACCUUCACAGGCCUGGGGGUCUGGACAGAUCAUAUCAGAUAACCUUUUUUCCUUCCCUUUCUCUGCUUUCACUCUGACACAGACAUGCUUUUUUAAAGGUCUAGUUAUACUCAGUCCUGUUCCAUAUUAUGCUGAUCCAUCUAGAUAUGUGCUUUACCAUUGCUCAUUUAGAAAUGCUCUAAACUUGUAUUUCUCUCUUAAUCUCUAGGAGUUAGAGAGAGAGCAGGGAGACCCUAAAUGGUUGGACAUUAUAGAGAAGGACCUGCAUAGACAGUUCCCCUUCCAUGAGAUGUUUGCUGCUCGUGGUGGACACGGGUAACUGGCCAUGCUGUAUUGACGUAUAAUAUCAUUUGUUCAGUCCAUGUAGAGUACACUGACAUGUACAAUAAAAACAUACUUUAUGAGUGCAUGUGUGCUAACUCUCUGUUCUCUUCUGGUGCGGCCUCCAGGCAGCAGGAUCUGUACCGGGUACUGAAGGCCUACACAGUGUACAGGCCUGAAGAGGGCUACUGCCAGGCCCAGGCCCCGGUGGCUGCUGUCCUGCUCAUGCACAUGCCUGCUGAGGUGAGGGGCUGCUGGGGGACACACAGAGAGAGGGAGGGGGACUGUGGAGGAGACUAGGAAUGGGAACAAUGUUUGAGAAUUAAUAAGUAGGGGGAUGAGGCCAGGUGUUUAUAAUGUGGUAUAAUGUGUUUAUUCCCAACUUGCAGCAUGCCUUCUGGUGUCUGGUGCAGAUAUGUGAGACGUACCUGCCUGGUUACUAUAGCGCUGGAUUGGUGAGUAAAUGAAUAAACACACAUUUGUUCUUUGGUGUACAUUGAGACGACUCAUCAUUCUUUUAGGAAGCGAUCCAGUUGGAUGGAGAGAUUUUCUUCUCUCUGCUACGUCGUGUCUGUCCCAUGGCCUACCGUCACCUGAAGAAGUUUAAGAUAGACCCCAUUCUCUACAUGACAGAGUGGUUCAUGUGUGUCUUCUCACGCACCCUGCCAUGGGCCAGUGUGCUACGUGUGUGGGACAUGUUCUUCUGUGAGGGUAAGACACACUCACACACAAACACACAGUGCACUUGAUGCUGUGGCUAACUAUUAGCUAACUCUGGGUUGUUUUGUAGGAGUCAAGAUAGUGUUCCGUGUGGGCCUCGUGCUGCUCAAGCAGAUGCUUGGCUCGGUGGAUAAACUGCGGGAGGUCCAGGGCAUGUACGAAACCAUGGAGCGCCUCAGGAACAUCCCCCCUGAGUCUGUCAGAGAGGACCUACUGGUGCAGGAGGUGAGCCUGUAAACAGUGUGUGUACACAGACAUACGCACACACAUACACGUGUUCUCUAAACAUACUCCUAUUCUGACUCAUUGACACGAGUCAAAUGAGUCAACUGACGUUUCGCUGUCUGUAGUGUCUAGAUCUGGUUUGAUGACUUCCUCUGUCUGUCUCUGUGUAGGUGGUGUCCCUGGCGGUGACUGAGGCUCUGAUCGAGAGGGAGUGCAGUAAUCAGGUAAGGAAGUGGAGGGAGUCCAGGGGGGAACUAAGCCACCAGCCUGUCCGAAGGCUCCACGGGACGCGGGACAUCCACGAGCACAAGCGUCGGGCCUCCGCCAUCAGCUCCGGGGGAAGCUUCUCCUUCCUGGGGUCCAUCCCCCCUCCAGGGCCCCUCAGGGCCUCCUCCAGCCUGCUCUCCCUCCCUGGCUUCCGCAAGUCCAAAACCCCCUUCCGCUCUCACAAGAAGGGCUCCUUCUCUGGGGCCUCUGGGAUGGAGGCCAUGCAGCUACAGAACCCCUCAGCUGCAGCUUCAAGCCCACCCCGAGGCCCCGCCCACAAACCACCCAUGUCUGGUGGCUCUGUAGCUAGGGCCCCGGCCUCUCAGAGUCCUCUGGUUGGGUCUGGUCCAGGCCCCUCUUCUGGCACUGCCCAGACCUCAGCACAGAACCAGCCUGGUGCAUCAGCCCCAGCCCCGGUACACCAUACACCACCCAACACCCUCUCUCCCAAAGUCACCUCUGAGCAGAUCACACCCACCAUCCCCUCACCCACUGCCAACAACACCCCUCUGCCCCCAUUCCCAGACGGAGGGAGAGGAGGAGGAGGAGGAGGUGGAGCAGUUACAGGAGGAGAGGAAGAUAGGAAGAAGAAGAGGAGCAAGGAGGACAAGAAGAAAGAGAAGGAGGAGGAGAAGAGGAAAGAGAAGGAGAAGAAGGAGAAGGAAAAAGCAGACAAGGAGAGCCAGAAGAAGGAGAAGGAGAAGGAGCGGACCGAGAAAGAGAAGAAAAAGGAGAAAGGGGUGAAGAAAAAGGAGAAAGGGGGAGGAGAGGCGGAGGAGAAGAGUGGAGCCACAGCACCAAGAGAUUGGGCCUAG
Coregonus sp. 'balchen' is the source of this 17156-nucleotide messenger RNA. Lineage: Eukaryota; Metazoa; Chordata; Actinopteri; Salmoniformes; Salmonidae. The record is from the annotation of a GenBank genome assembly.